Messenger RNA from Mustela erminea (ermine), 2596 nucleotides. Its product is annotated as zinc finger protein 211-like. Gene Ontology annotation, biological process: regulation of transcription by RNA polymerase II. Bases 328 to 2058 code for a protein of 576 amino acids. Lineage: Eukaryota; Metazoa; Chordata; Mammalia; Carnivora; Mustelidae. Gene Ontology annotation, molecular function: RNA polymerase II cis-regulatory region sequence-specific DNA binding; DNA-binding transcription factor activity, RNA polymerase II-specific. The record is from RefSeq and is a predicted model, not a curated record. The transcript is spliced from 5 exons.
AAGGCUUGUGUUGAGCGGCAGCCGCAGUAGUCCAAUGAAAACCCAGAAAGGGGACACUUCCGGCAGGGCAAUGCGCCUUGAGGCGGGGCUUCCGUCGUUUCUGUGGCGGUCAUUUUAGCGGUUCUGGGGUCUUCGGGCUCGGUCAGAGGAUCCGGAACACCGGUUGCGACCGAUAGGGAAGGCACAAAAGGAGGCUUUGUCUCCGCUGUAGGGAGGCGGGUCUGGGGUCGGGGACUUCGCCGCCUGCGAGGACCGCCUGGAGACCUCAGUGUCCGCGACUGCCGGGGCCACUCAGCUGUCAUCACUUUGCUCCGCCGAAAGGCUCCGAUGGCGGCGGCCGCUCCCAGGGACCCGGCUGAGGUUUCCAUGGUUGCAGAAAUGCUUUUGGAACCUACACAGGGAAAUGUGACUUUUGAAGAUGUGGCCCUCUAUUUCUCCUGGGAGGAAUGGGAUCUCCUAGACGAGGAUCAGAGAUGCUUGUACCAUGAUGUGAUGCUGGAGAACUUUGCACUCACAUCCUCACUAGAUGUGAUAUCUUCAGAUUCGCUGAUUACUUCUACCUACUCACAGCUGUUUUUGUAUCCCUCUAGUUGUUGGCUUGGAGUGAAGGAUGAGCAUGCACCUUCCGAAGAGAGCAUUCCUAUAGGAGUUUCAGAGAUUGGGACUCUGAAGGCAGAUUCACCUUCCCAGAAGGCCCAGCCCUUUGAACUGCAUGGCCCAAUCUUGAGAAGCAUUUUGUACUUGGCUGAGCACCAGGGAACAUAUCUUGGGGAAAAACCAUAUACAUGUAGGAAACAAUUCUGUUUAGAUGCCAACCUUCAGCAGUACCGGGGGCAGCACACUGGAGAGAUACCCUUCAGAAAUUCUGUGGACAGAGCCUCAUUUAUAAAGAACUGUACAGUCCACGUGUCAGGAAAGCCCUUUACCUGUGAGGAGACAGGGAAGGACUUCUUAGCUAGCAUGGGAUUUCUCCAACAAGAGGUCACUUACACUGGGGAGAAGCCGAACAAUGAGUGUAAGGCUGUCUUUCACAGUGAUAAAAGUCAUCACAACUGUGGAGAAUGCAAGAAAGCCUUCAGCUGCGCAGACACACUUGCUCAGGACCAGGGAGUUAUCACUAGAGAAGGACUCUAUGAGUGUGGCAAAUGUGGAAAAGCCUGUACCCGAAGAUGUAACCUUAUUCAGCACCAGAAAGUCCACACUGGAGAAAGACCUUAUGAGUGCAAUGAAUGUGGAAAAUUCUUCACCUAUUACUCCAGUUUCAUUAUACAUCGGAGAGUUCACACUGGAGAAAGGCCCUAUGAGUGCAAUGAAUGUGGGAAAUCCUUUAGCCAAAGCUACAGCCUCAAUAGCCAUAGGAAAGUUCACACUGGAGAGAAGCCUUAUGAGUGCAGGGAAUGUGGAAAAUCUUUCAGCCAAAGGUCCAACCUCAUUCAACAUCAGAGAGUUCACACUGGAGAAAGGCCUUAUGAGUGCAGUGAAUGUGGGAAGUCCUUUAGCCAAAACUUCAGUCUCAUUUACCACAGGAGAGUUCACACUGGAGAAAGGCCUCAUCAAUGCAGUGAAUGUGGGAAGUCCUUCAGCCGAAGCUCCAGCCUCAUUCACCACAGGAGACUUCACACUGGAGAAAGGCCUUAUGAGUGCAGUAAAUGUGGGAAAUCCUUUAAGCAAAGCUCCAGCUUCAGUUCACAUCGUAAAGUCCACACAGGAGAGAGGCCUUAUGAGUGUGGGGAAUGUGGAAAAUCCUUUAGCCAUAGCUCCAACCUCAAGAACCACUGGAGAGUUCACACUGGAGAAAGGCCUAUUGAGUGCAGUGAAUGUGGAAAGUCCUUUAGCUGCAAAUCUAACCUCGUUAAACACCUGAGAGUUCACACGGGCGAAAGGCCUUAUGAGUGUGGGGAAUGUGGAAAAUCCUUUAGCCAGAGCUCCAGCCUCAUUCAGCACCGGAGAGUUCACACUGAAAAGAGAUCUACUGAGUGCAGAAAAUGCGGGAAAUCCUUUAGCUCCAAAUCUGACCUCAUUCAACACCAGAGACUUCAUACUAGAGAAAGGCCUUAGAUAAUUACACUGGAGGAGAGAAGUUGUGAGGAAGCCAUCUACCUAAAUUUAAGUCCAUACAUCUGAAAAUUCACAGUGGAGAGAUCUCACUUUAGUAUGUGGGAAUCUAUACAGGAGCUGUGUCACACUUCUAACCUGUCCAGGGCUCUUGCCAGGUUUAUGUCACUGCCAGUUUCUGUGGAAGAGUUUUAUCACCUCUACCACUCAGCGUUUACAGUGUGCACUACUGCUUUAGUUACCACCACAGUGUGCUCAGGGAAGCUGACCUCUUUCCCUCCCUUUUGCUGGAGGAAAUCAUGAUUACUCUUAGCCCUUAUAGGGUCUUCAUUCUCUUCUCUUGUAGAAGUUAGAGCAUGGCCCAGAGGACCCAAGCUGAGUUCUGCUGGUAACUUGCCAAGAAGGACCACAUUUUCAAGGAUGUGUUUGUUCUGUGACACUCCUCUUGGAUUUUCCUGACCUCCCAAGUCCCCAGCCUGGGAUCUCCCUGCCUCCUAUUCCUUUAGAUUUUGCAGUAAUAAAGACUUUAUUGUUUAAGCCA